UCAGUCAGCAGUCUUCAUAGCUAGCUCUCACAAUAGAGAACUUGAAAAGUUCACACACCCGAAAAUAGUUUUGGAACAAAAUUUAGUUUAGGACUCGACCGGAAACACGAUGGCCGACGGCUUUAAGAAAUACUUCAAUGGCACCACAAUGCACGGACGCGCAAACGUGGCCAAGGCUACGUACGCCACCUUGGCUGUGUUUUAUUUGCUGUACCGUGUGCGUCGCAGUAAGGGAGCCCCAAAGGAGGAGCUAGCAGGAGCGGAGGUCGAGAAGGGGCCGUGCAACUGUGAUGUCGAGAAGCCCGAACAUCCUGUGGGCUAUUGUGAUCCGCAUGCCGAGCCGCAGCCACCCGAGAAGCAUUGUUCCGUGUGUCGAGAUCGGGCCAGCGAGCGUCGGGCACGCGAGGGCUGCAAUGGGGAUCCCCCACCACCGCCACCGCCGUCGUCGCCGCCGCCGCCUCCGUCGUCAAGUGCGACAGCAGCACCGCGUCGCAAAUGCCCGUGUGAGGAUCCGCAUCGACACAUCGAGACUCCGAAGCCGACCACGCAUCAGUCGCACAUGCAGAUGCCGUCUCCCCAAGAGGAUCAAGUGCAUCCGGCGCGCGAGAUUAUCGGACACAUGCAGGAGGCCGCCUCACGGGCCCUGCGCAAUGUCAUUGGCGCCGUCUUGGGCGACAACUCCUCAGCCGACAACAGCGCCGCAGCGCUUUACAGAGACGGCGAAGACACGAGCGUUGAUGCUGCCGCUGCCGCCGCCGCCGCAGCUGAAGCUAGACAAAUGGAGGACGAUGGCGAUGGCAGCGACUAUGGUGCGGACAGUCAGCUCAAUCGCGAGCGACGCACUUCACCCAAAUCCUGUGUGCCGACCACAGGCGGCAGCUGUGACAUCGAUCUAGUGCUGCCCCUAAAUCAAGAGCCGCAAGAGCUCGUCCAGUCCCAAGCACAGACGCAACCGCAGUCGCGCUUUCGCGCCUUUGAGGAUGACUUUGCCUCCGAAAUGUUCUUCGAGGACUUUGACGAGUGAACCAACAAUUGCAACCCAAAAAAGAACGGUCACAAAAUUCGCAGUUUUCUAAAAAAAUUAUACAAAAAAUAUAGCAAUGAAUGACAACUGAAAUCAAAUUAAAACCAACAACAAUAUUCUUUUUAUUCCUGUGCAUCUUCUGAGACCUUAAAUCGGCACAGCUACGGACCUCUACUGGUCUAUGUUCCGCCCCUCGUAGUCCUACCUAAAACCUAAAACCUAUUCCUUAUUCAUACUACAAGUGGUAAAAUAGAAUAGCUUAUUACAUCUAAAUCAUAUCAUAGUUCUUAAAUUUAAAAUGCAUUUUAUAUAUAUAUUUUUCAUAAUAUAUUUUAUUUCGGAUUUCAGUUUUCAUUCUGUUUUUAGUUGCCAGUUUUUUUUUUCUUCAUUUUUAUAGUUUUUGUUUAGUUUUAGUUUUGCCUCAAAACACGUAACUAGAAUUGAUCAUCAUUAGCAUAUAUGUAUAUAUAUUAUAUAGUGUAUAGUGUAGUGUAUUGUAUUGUAUCUUUAUCGUUUAAUUGUAGUACUUUGGGGAUGUUCUCUUGAGGGGGGGAGGGAGGUGAGUGGCAAUUCAUUCGCUCUCGUAAACAAUAUAUUUAAUAUCAAUUAAUAUCUUAUCAUCAGUUGCUGGAUUGCAGAUCAGUGUGCAAUCCGUUAAAUAGGUAAGCUAUGUAAGCAUAUGUUUAAUGUUUAGUUAAAUAAGACAUAUACAUAUAUGUAUAUCAAUGUACAUAUAUGUGAAUGCAGCAGUUAUGUGUGUGUAUGUGUGUGUCUAUAUAUAUAAAUAUUCGUGGCAUUAUUUAUGUAUAAUUAUGAGUGUGGACUUUUGAACUAACAUUUAUGCAAUAUGGAAAUAACAUUCAACGUUUGCUUUUCAUUUCUUUUCUUUUUCUUUUUGGUAUGGGCUCAUUAACUACCUUUAUCUCUCUCUUUGUCUCUGUCUCUAUCUCUUUCACCUCUCACAUUCUCUCUUUCUCUGUCUUUUUCGUGUGGAGUUGCUUAACUGCUGCGUUUGCAAUUGCUAUGCGCUAUAUAUAAUCAUCGACUUUA
Drosophila sulfurigaster albostrigata is the source of this 2074-nucleotide messenger RNA. RefSeq lists its product as uncharacterized. The coding region runs from base 110 to 1024 and encodes 304 amino acids. The record is from RefSeq and is a predicted model, not a curated record. The transcript has 2 exons. NCBI's taxonomy places the organism in Eukaryota, Metazoa, Arthropoda, Insecta, Diptera, Drosophilidae.